Gambusia affinis (western mosquitofish) is the source of this 3551-nucleotide messenger RNA. Its product is annotated as neuropilin and tolloid-like protein 2. The record is from RefSeq and is a predicted model, not a curated record. The transcript is spliced from 11 exons. Bases 365 to 2446 code for a protein of 693 amino acids. Gene Ontology annotation, molecular function: protein binding. NCBI's taxonomy places the organism in Eukaryota, Metazoa, Chordata, Actinopteri, Cyprinodontiformes, Poeciliidae.
CUCUCUCUCUCUUCCUCCCUCCCUCCCUCCUUUGUCUCCAUUAUUACUCUAUCCGCGUGCGCAUUUUUGGAUAGCAUCCUUCCCCCUCGUGCGCGCAUCGUCCCUGCCUCCUCGUCUCUUUGCCCGUCUUCGGUGCGCUCCAGCCGAAAGCGGACCGGACUCUGCGAGGUGAGGAUGUCCGGCUGAGGUUCGGAGUGGAGCGGGAUUUUCCAGCUGCUUCCAAAGCUGCCAGUUGCGGGCGCGCUUCUCUGUGAUGGAUUUACUGUUGCUGGAAAGUUGGAUUUUCGUGACCCGGUUUACAAUGCCCAGAUCAGGGGAAGAUUUUUGAGAAGAGGGCGCUUUGCGAAUUGCACCGGGAGAAGAGAUGCACAGAGCGUGGAUUCUCUUCUUUCUGGUAGAAGAGGGCUUUGCACUGGCACAGAGAACUAAAGACUCCCCAGGUGACCCCGGCGGUCAGAGCCCCGGCCAAAACGACUGCGGCACGUGGGUCCGCAACAUCAACGGCGGGGUGUUCAUGUCACCGAACUACCCCAACACCUACCCACCCAACAAGGAGUGUGUUUACAUCCUGGAAGCUCUCCCCAGACAGAGGAUCCAGCUGGCUUUCGAUAAGAACUACUACAUCGAGCCGUCGUUCCAAUGUCGCUUCGACCACAUCGAGAUCCGCGACGGGCCGUUCGGCUUCUCCCCGAUCAUCGACCGCUUCUGCGGAGGGAAGAACCCGGGCCUCGUCACCUCCACCGGCCGCUUCAUGUGGAUCAAGUUCACCAGCGACGAGGAGCUGGAGGGCCUCGGCUUCCGCAUUCAGUACACCUUCGUUGCCGACCCAGACUUCCAUCUGCACGUGGGCGGGCUGCUGAACCCCAUCCCAGACUGUCAGUUUGAGAUUGGCGGCUGGGACGGGAUUAUUCGCUCCAGUCAGGUGGAGGAGGAGGAGCGGGUUAAGCCUGGUGAUGCUCUGGACUGCAUCUGGACCAUCAGGGCGCCGCCCCAGUCUAAGAUUUACCUGCGCUUCAUGGAUUACCAGAUGGAACACUCAAACGAGUGCAAGAAGAACUCAUCCUCCAACUCUUCCCCCAGCGCCCGGGCCGGCGGCCGCUGCCAGUCACCUGCGUCCCUGCAUCCAGACUCUAACGACGGCUCUAAUGAGUUCCCUCUCUCUGCACCAGGCGGACCAGCAGCACCUCAUCAUGCCUCCGGCAUUUCUACAAAUAACAUAACAUUUGUCGUUCAUUACAGGCCCCAGGAGAUUUUCUGCUGCUACAGUAUUCUUUUGUUAGCGUUAAUGUUGUUUUAUUAUCCCUCUCCCCAAAAUAUCUCCUGGUCCUUUUCACACUCCAGUCAUCUUUUAUUCAGAUUUAUUCAGCUAAAUUUUAUUCCCUCUGUUCGUUUCUUGCCUGCAGCUCCCUGCACGGCCAAUACGUUCUUCUGCCACAGCAACAUGUGCAUCAACAACACCCUGGUGUGCAACGGGAUCCAGAACUGUGUCUAUCCAUGGGAUGAAAACCAUUGCAAAGAGAAGCGUUCCAAGGGGCUUUUCCAUCAGAUUACUAAAACCCACGGCACCGUUAUCGGAGUUUCCUCAGGCAUAGUUCUUGUUCUUCUUAUUAUCUCCAUUUUGGUCCAAAUGAAGCAGCCCAGAAAGAAGGUGGUGGCUCGCCGACCCGGGGUCUUCAACAAGGCUGGAUUCCAGGAGGUCUUCGACCCGCCCCACUACGAGCUCUUCUCUCUCCGCGACAAGGAGAUGUCCACAGACCUUGGCGAUCUUUCCGAGGAGUUGGACAGCUUCCACAAGGUGCGUCGCUCCUCCACCAUGUCGCGCUGUGUCCACGAGCACCACUGUGGCUCCCAGGGCUCCGUAGCCACUGGAAGCGGCGGCGGCGGCUGCGGUGGCGGUGGAGGAGGGAGCAUGAAGCACAGCAGAACUACGCUGAGCUCCAUGGAACUGUCCUACCACAACGACUUCUCCAAGCCCCCUCCCAUGAAGACCUUCAACUCCACGUCCACCUACAAGAAGAGCUGCUACGGCUACAAGCAGCACUCGCAGACUCAUGACUGCGACCAGCAGGUCAUCGAGGACCGCGUCACCGAGGAGAUUCCGUGUGAGAUUUACAGCCGUGGCGCAGUGGGACUAGUCGGAGGAGCGACAGUCGGAGGAGCGAUGGGUGGAGCAAUGGGUGGAGCGAUGGGAGGAGCGAUGGGAGGGGCAAUGGGAGGAGGCGGCCCAUCGGGAAUUGCCGGAGGAGGGAUUACAGGCGGAGUGUCCAUGGCUGGCGGGAUGGGCAUGGUAAGCGGAGUGAGCAUGGCUGGGCCCAGUGGGAUAGCUGGAGGUAUUGGCGCCGGGAUGGCAGGCGCCUGUGGAACCCUCAGUGUUCGGGGGACCAGCGCUCGCAACAGUACCACCAUAGUUGACCCACAGCAGCGCUCCAUAUCCAUGGACUUCUAGAUCCUGAAGGUUAAACAGGAAACACAGACCUUGCAUUUCCUUUAUGGAAUAAAAAAUUACAGGACAAAAGCCCCACAUAAACAGACCAACCCCUGCUUCCUCCCACGCCUCUCGUCUACAGGUAACUUUUUGUUGUUGUUGUUGUUGUUUUGUUUUGUUUUUUUGAGUUAAUACACAAGGACCUCUCAAAUUCACAUGGAGCCUUUGGAAGAAUGGAAGCUAUUAGAGUAACAAAAUGGACCAAACUACUCAUUUUUUGAUACUGAUGGACCUCAAGUGAAGACAACAUAAAGACAUUCUGCCUUUUCACUUGUCUUUCACUCACUUAAUCUCUACUUCCACCUGAAACUUGUUGGAAAAUGUCCUCGCAUGCAGAGCCAGACUUCUCUCCAUUUGGGUUUCUUGGUGACUCCGACGGGACAGAAGGGGACUGUGAGACAUGCUACAGGCAGACUGUUACAUUUAUUCACCUGCCAGGCACAAAUAUAUAUGAUCUAUAGUGCAUCUUCUAAUAAUUUAUAUCCUUUUGAUUUAUCUUUUUGGUCAAUGUGUUGUACUGUUGAAACCAGAAUAUAUCCAGCCUCAUGGUGUUGCUUGGCUUUUUACUCUUUCGUUUGUUAAAAUUGUUGCUGCCCUGAUUUCAUAGAGGUGGAUUAUCGGUGGCGCAAAUCUGAUCAAUGGAAUAAAACGAUUGCAAUGUUAUGUCAAUAUAAUAAUGAUGUAGUUUCCAUGGUUACCUCACAGGGGAUACCCAUCACUCUCCUCAGGGUGAGCACAUGAAGAGACUGUCCUGUUUGGAUAAGAAAUGUAGAAACAGAGAUUAUUCGGGGUGUGUGAAGUUUUUUGAACAAUGGUUUAUAGAACAUGAAGCUCUUAGCUGGGAGAAUCCGAGUCAAAAUAAGCAACAAUCCCGAACCCUGCAUCUCUAAUGGGGGGGGUGGAUAUAUAUUUUUUCUCUCUUUCUCCACGACCCCAGUGUGUAAAACAAGCACAAGCCUUCAGCCUGAGUGACACAUGUAGCCUGUAUUAGACUCAUUUAUGUUUUCAAACCACUUGUUGUAUAAUUUCAUUCUGUUGAAUUAAACGAGAGCUUACUCACAUCCUC